UGUCGUUAGAAGAAGUCUUAGAGAGCGGUGCCGUUCCUGUAUACCCCAGCUCCAUCAGGGGCAAUAUUACCGUGUUUGCUGGGACAGAUAUCCCCACCCACACCAACGCAGGUCCCUACCCCACGGACACUCUUUUAGGACUGCACACCAUGGAUUCUCAAACUAUUGGGCAUGUUCUGGAGGUUGUAUAUAAAGAUGGCCGAGUGAUGUUGCCGGACCAUGUCACCGACACUUGGUUGCUACAUGUGCAGCCAGCACGUGACAGGCACGAGCAGAACGUUGAAACGUACCGAGAUGUUAAAGGUCAUCUGUUCUUGCGCUUUCUCCGACACAUCAAUAAAGGGGAGCAACUCUUGGUUUGGUACAGCGAUGAUCUGGCUCGGCAGAGCGGUAUCCCAAUCCUGUCUCCUGACAAUAUCAGAGGUAACCAGCAAUACAUGUGCACUGAGUGUCAGAAGAUAUUCAAGUAUCCCAAUAGUCUUAAAGCCCACAUUCGCUUCCGAUGUAGUGACAAGAAGCCUGAUGUUACAGACAGAUUACAUACACCUCCCGUGUUCACCGUUAGGUCCAUGCUUAACCUGCCCUUGACUGGGGAUGUCCCACAAUGUGCCUCACUCCCUUCAAUGGGAGCCUUCCUCACAAGCAGAAGUAAAUCUGGUUCUUCAAAAGAUUCCCUAGAAAACUGGUUAUUGACAAGGGCCACGACACAGCUGCAGUUGCCAACGACGGAGCUUUCUGCCUUCAGACCCCACUAUAAGGUAGGGGACGGCCACGCCGAGCCAGACAGACUGGAAUCCACCCACACUGACCAGGGUGUCCUCAAUCUGUCGGUGAGGGAAGCGCCAAAACAUUCCCUCCCACAGCAAACUCAGACUUCAAUGACUGGCGUGUCUCAGCCAAUACAGAUAUUCAACCAUAUACACCCUCCAGCUUUCCCCAUUGCUAUUGACCACAGUGCCCUUCGGCUCUACUACCCCUAUCUGAACCCCAUGCACGAACAAACUAGACUAUGUUGUGGCUCUCUACCAACCCACACAUCCCUAACAGAGCAAAGGGAGGCGUGCGUGUCACAGUACGGUCGCCAUCUGCUCAGGGCUACGUCUAACGCCAAACACGCAGGACAGGCUAUAAGCCCACAGUGUUACCAAAGCCACAUGGCAGAACCUUCUACAGGGAAAACCAGCGCGUCUUCCGUGCCAUUCCCUUUCCCAAUGCCGUCAGAAACAGAAGGAGAACCCCUCGACCUGAUCCCAAGAUCUCUCUUCACUAGUAAAUCAAGAAAAGGCCACUUGUGUAUUUACUGUGGGAAGCUCUACUCCAGGAAAUACGGACUGAAGAUUCAUCUGCGCACACACACUGGGUACAAGCCAUUGAAGUGUAAGGUGUGUCUAAGACCGUUUGGGGAUCCAAGCAAUCUCAACAAACACGUCCGACUUCACGCAGAAGGAGAGACACCAUACAGAUGCGAGUUCUGCGGCAAGGUACUGGUGAGACGGCGGGACCUGGAACGACACAUACGGUCUCGCCACCCAGAUAAAGCAGAGAAACAGCUGGAGGAUAAGGUGCUAAGCGACGGAGAGCAUGCCGACACCACGACCGUAGACGCUGCCGAUACCUUAGACAGGGAGAUUGUGGUCACAUAAAAAGACGCACAUUUGAUGCACAGCUGUUGAAGAAAAGAUUUGUAAUAAAAUCCGAAUCUAGUCAACUUGUUCAUUAGCUAAUCACGGCGAUGCUAGA
Molecule: messenger RNA, 1740 nt
Organism: Haliotis rubra (blacklip abalone)
Lineage: Eukaryota; Metazoa; Mollusca; Gastropoda; Lepetellida; Haliotidae
Product: zinc finger protein 114-like
Exons: 3
Coding region: 150-1643 (497 amino acids)
Cellular component (GO): nucleus
Source: RefSeq, a predicted model, not a curated record